Molecule: messenger RNA, 4409 nt
Organism: Nerophis ophidion (straightnose pipefish)
Lineage: Eukaryota; Metazoa; Chordata; Actinopteri; Syngnathiformes; Syngnathidae
Product: sodium/calcium exchanger 1-like
Exons: 9
Coding region: 1493-4240 (915 amino acids)
Biological process (GO): calcium ion import across plasma membrane; sodium ion transmembrane transport; cell communication
Cellular component (GO): postsynapse; sarcolemma; axon
Molecular function (GO): calcium:sodium antiporter activity
Source: RefSeq, a predicted model, not a curated record
CUGGCAGCCAUCUUUAGAACUUUAUCAGCUGCUUUAAGGGGUUUUAUCUGCCACCCCCCAAAUGUGUGUUUGCAGGGGCGGGACCAUCUUGGCUCCGCCCAUCCACCAAUGACAUCAUCAGUGGUGAGUCCGCUGGUUGUCAUACUUUCUCAUACUUGCGACUUUCUACUUGUUGGAUUACUGCCUUUGCUGGUCUACUCUAGUAACACCCCCUUUGCUGGAAGAGUACCCUGUUUGUUGUAGUAGUACUGUUUGCUGUAGUAGUACUGUUUGCGGGAGUAGUGGUACUCCCUUUACUGGAGUUGUACUGUUUGCUGGAGUAGUACUGUUUGCUGUAGUAGUACUGUUUGCUGGAGUAGUACUGUUUGCGGGAGUAGUGGUACUCCCUUUACUGGAGUUGUACUGUUUGCUGGAAUAGUACUGUUUGCUGUAGUAGUACUGUUUGCUGGAGUAAUACUGUUUGCGGGAGUAGUGGUACUCCCUUUACUGGAGUUGUACUGUUUGCUGGAGUAGUACUGUUUGCUGGAGUAGUACUGUUUGCUGGAGUAGUACUGUUUGCGGGAGUAGUGGUACUCCCUUUACUGGAGUUGUACUGUUUGCUGGAGUAGUACUGUUUGCUGUAGUAGUACUGUUUGCUGGAGUAGUACUGUUUGCUGGAGUAGUACUGUUUGCUGGAGUAGUACUGUUUGCGGGAGUAGUGGUACUCCCUUUACUGGAGUAGUACUGUUUGCUGUAGUAGUACUGUUUGCUGUAGUAGUACUGUUUGCUGGAGUAGUACUGUUUGCUGGAGUAGUACUACUGUUUGCUGGAUUAGUGGUAUUCCUUUUGCUGUAGUAGUACUGUUUUUGUGUAGUAAUACACCAUAUACUGGAGUAGUAUUACUGUAUUUACUGGAGUCGUAGUAGUGUAUUUUCUGGAGUAGUAGUACUACCUUUGAUGUAAUAGUACUGUUUGCUUAAGUAUAGUACUACCUUUUCUGUAAUAGUACUGUAGUAAUACCCAAUUUGCUGGAGUAGUAGUAGUGUAUUUGCUGGAGUAGUAGAAGUACUGUGUUUGUGGUAGUAGUAUUAUAUUGGUGGGGUUGUGUUACUGUGUCUUGUCUUAUAGUACUAUUGUAUUUGCUAGUAGUAGUACUGUCUUUUGUGUUGUAGUACUGUUUUGUUUUGUUUCGUAGUAGUACUGUAUUUGGUUUAGUGGUAGCACCCCUUUUUGUACAGAGUCAAAGUACUAAUACUUGACUUUGUGCAGUAGGACUGUUGUACUUUGUGUAGUAGUAAUACUGUACUUUGUGUAGUAGUAUUAUUGUACUUUGUGUGGUAGUAUUCCUAAUGUACUUUGUGUAGUAGUAAUACUGUACUUUGUGUAGUAGUACAAUUUUACUUUGUGUGGUAGUAGUACUAUUGUACUUUGUGGAGUAGUAGUAUUGUACUUUGUGUAGUACUAAUAUAUACAGAGGAAUCAAAAGACGUGCAGGCUGGUAGUCAUCACCGCCAUGAUGACAUCAUCACUCCUGCUGUUGGCGUGCUUGAAGCUGGCAUGCUCACAGGCUCCUCCCACCAACCACACUCAGACCAAUCACAGCAAAUGUGGCGGCAGCAGCGGGUGCAAAGAUGGCGUCAUGUUGUCGGUGUGGCGGCCGGAAGACCCCGCCUUCUCCGAGCGGGUGGCUCGGGCCAGCAUCUAUUUCCUGGGCUUGGUGUACAUGUUCCUGGGGGUGUCCAUCAUCGCCGACCGCUUCAUGGCGUCCAUCCAGGUCAUCACGUCCCAGGAGAGGCAGGUCAGCAUCAAGAACGCCAAUGGACAGAAGGAGACCGCCACUGUGAGGGUCUGGAAUGAGACCGUGUCCAACUUGACCCUCAUGGCGCUGGGCUCCUCGGCGCCAGAAAUCCUGCUGUCCGUGGUGGAAGUCUGCGGACACAACUUUGACGCCGGCGAGCUGGGCCCCAACACCAUCGUGGGAAGCGCCGCCUUUAACAUGUUCGUCAUCAUCGGCCUCUGCGUCUACGUCAUCCCCGACGGGCAAACGCGGCGAGUCAAACACUUGCGCGUCUUCUUCGUCACGGCCGCCUGGAGCGUCUUCGCCUACACCUGGCUCUACCUCAUCCUGGCCGUCUUCUCGCCGGGCGUCGUUCAAAUCUGGGAGGGGCUUCUCACGCUCUUCUUCUUUCCCGUCUGCGUGGGCUUAGCGUACGUUGCCGACCGCCGUCUGCUCUUCUACAAGUACGUGUACAAGCGCUACCGAGCCGGGAAGCACAGGGGCGUCAUUAUCGAGACCGAAGGCCAGCCGGAGUUUGGCUCCAAAGCUGACGUGGAAAUGAAUGUCGGAAGCUUCCUGCCGGGGGGCCAGGAGUUACCACAUUUCCCUGAGGAAAUGCGACGGGGCAGGGAGGAGCUGCAAAGGGACCAAGAGCUUUUGCAGGGUGAAGAGCGGCAAUGUGGCGAAGAGCUUCUGCAGGGUGGGGAGCCACAGCAGGGCAAGGAGGAGCUGGCGAGUGGCGAGGGUGGCUUGAGAUGGGAAGAAGCGGAGUUGAAAGCCAAGCAGAUGACCCCGCUGGCCACGACAGGAAGAGCUGACGUCCCAAAGAAGAUGGCGGCCCACCAGACAAGAACAAACCGCUCCUCCUGCGAGGUCUUCUUCCAGUCGUCCAGCUAUCAGUGUGUGGAGAACUGCGGCAGCGUGGCGUUGAACGUGGUUCGCCGAGGCGGUGGCCUUAGCGCGACGGUCGCCGUGGACUACCACACACAAGACGGGAACGCCAUCGCCGGGUCAGACUACCGUUCGGCCCGCGGAACCUUGGUGUUCGCAGCAGGCGAGACGGUUAAGGAGAUCCUCAUCGACAUCAUGGAUGAUGACAUCUUUGAAGAAGAGGAGCACUUCCUGGUGCACCUGAGCCACGUGAGGCUGGUGUCGCAGCAGGAAGAAGAAGAAGAAGAAGAAGAAGAAGAAUCCCAGGUCACUUUAGGUGUGUCCUCCACCGCCACCGUCGCCAUCUUGGAUGACGACCACGCGGGCAUCUUCAGCUUGGAGGAGGAGGUGCUGACUGUGAGUGAAAGUGUGGGCGUGAUGGAGGUGAAGGUGCUGAGAAGUUCAGGAUCCAGAGGACUUGUUGUGCUGCCGUACAGAACACUUGAAGGCAGUGCCAGAGGUGGAGGGCGACACUUUCAGGACAGUCAUGGUGUCCUGCAAUUUCACAACAACCAAAUAUGUCAGAAGGUGAGCAUCCAGGUGGUGGCGGAGGAGCGUGAGAAGUACGAGGAGAAGAAGAAGAACUUCUUCCUGGAGCUGGGAGAGCCCCGCCUGCUGGAGAUGAGCCAGAGAAAAGCUGUUCUCCUCCAAGAAGAAGAAAAAGAAGGUGGACUUUGCCCAACAGGCGGCCAGGGUGUGGCCACCAAGGAGGACCAGGAGAGGCGCAUCGCACAGAUGGGUCUACCUCAGUUGGGCCAAUACACCAAAGUGGAAAUCAUCAUCGAAGAGUCGUACGAGUUUAAGAGUGCGGUGGACAAAGUGAUGAAGAAGACCAGACUGGCCGUGCUGAUAGGAACAACAUCAUGGAGGCAACAGUUUGUGGACGCCAUGACAGUCACUGCAGGUGAUGAUGAUGAUGAUAAAGAAGAAGAGAAGAAGGUUCCCUCCAGUCUGGACCAUGUGCUUCACUUCCUGACUGUCUUCUGGAAGCUUCUGUUUGCUUUAGUCCCGCCUACAGACUACUGCAGGGGUUGGCCCUGCUUCCUGGUGUCCAUCAUUAUCAUCGGGGUGUUGACCGCCAUCAUCGGGGACCUGGCCUCUCACUUUGGCUGCACCGUGGGCCUCAAGGACUCUGUCACCGCCGUGGUCUUUGUUGCCUUGGGCACCUCUGUACCAGACACCUUUGCCAGCAAGACGUCGGCCUGCCAAGACCAGUACGCCGACGCCUCCAUCGGCAACGUGACUGGAAGUAACGCCGUCAAUGUGUUCCUGGGCAUCGGUGUGGCCUGGUCCAUUGCUGCCGUCUACCAUUACUCCAAGAACCAGGAGUUCAAGGUGGACCCGGGAACGCUGGCCUUCUCUGUCACGCUCUUCACCAUUUUCGCCUUCAUCUGCAUCGCCGUCCUCCUCUACCGGCGCCGACCCGGGAUCGGCGGAGAACUGGGCGGGCCGCGGGUGCCCAAGAUGUUGACCACGGCUUUGUUCUUCAGUCUGUGGUUGAUGUACAUCAUCUUGUCCUCACUGGAGGCCUACUGUCACAUCCAAGGCUUCUAGUCUGCUCCAACAUGGACACCCAGCUCUUGGUCACAUGACCAAACCCCAUGGGGACAUGUUUGGAUAUUAGCAUUAGCUUUAGCACACGAUAGUAAACACAUUCAAAUCAGGUUGUCUGUUUUGGAAUUUUUACUGUUCAAUAAAGAAACAUUCAGUUUCUGAAAACAUA